This is a messenger RNA of Vicia villosa (hairy vetch), 2083 nucleotides long. RefSeq names its product single-strand DNA endonuclease 1. Lineage: Eukaryota; Viridiplantae; Streptophyta; Magnoliopsida; Fabales; Fabaceae. The record is from RefSeq and is a predicted model, not a curated record. Bases 117 to 2003 code for a protein of 628 amino acids. The transcript is spliced from 14 exons. Gene Ontology annotation, molecular function: 5'-flap endonuclease activity.
AAAAAACGAUGGCGCAUUUCAAAAUUACAGAACUUUGAAUCAGCUUUUGAAUUUUCAAAACUCUGAAACCAUCCCUCUCACAGUCAUUGUAGAAGAAUCUCUCAUUCUUCAUUCUCAUGGGGGUUAGGAAUCUAUGGGACAUUCUCGAAUCUUGCAAGAAAACGGUUCCUCUUCACAGUCUCCAGAACAAAAGGGUGUGUGUUGAUCUAUCGUGCUGGGUGGUUCAGCUUCAUAAAGUGUCGCAUGCUUGUUUGAAAGAGAGGGUUUUUCUUAGAGGACUCUUUCAUCGUCUUAGAGCUCUUAUUUCCCUCAAUUGCACCGUCGUUUUCGUUUCAGAUGGGUCAAUACCUGCCAUCAAAAUAUCAACUUAUAGGCGCCGCUUAAACAAUGGAAAGGAGGUUGCUCAAAACGAAACUAACUCACAGAAUGCGAUAUCUUUACGAAGAAAUUUGGGGUCUGAAUUUUCAUGCAUGGUUAAAGAGGCUAAAGCCUUGGGGAUGGCUCUUGGCGUCUCUUGUUUGAAUGGGAUUGAAGAGGCUGAAGCUCAGUGUGCUUUGUUGAACUCUGAAUCAUUAUGUGAUGGAUGUUUCAGUUCAGAUUCAGAUAUAUUUCUCUUUGGUGCAAGGACAGUGUACAGGGAAAUUUGCCUUGGAGAUGGUGGGUAUGUUGUAUGUUAUGAGAUGGCAGACAUUGAAAGUAAACUUGGACUUGGACGCGAUUCAUUGAUUGCUCUCUCCUUGCUUCUCGGCAGUGACUAUCAUCAAGGAGUUCAUGGUUUAGGUCCGGAGUUAGCUUGCCAGAUAGUAAAGUCAAUUGGGGACAAAGAUGUUCUAAAAAAAUUUGCUUCUGAAGGACUUGGAUGGGUGAAAAAAAGAAAAGGAGCUAAAAAUAAUAUAGGAAAGGAUGAUACCAUUUUACAAGUGAUUGAUGCUUAUUUGAAGCCAAAAUGCCACUCAGCAGAUUCCGAUUUUGUGCUCAAGGCUCAUUCUCAGUUUCCAUUUCAACGUACUAAGCUCCAUCAUAUAUGUGCUGUAUACUUCGAAUGGCCUUCAGAGAGAACAGAUGGAUAUAUCCUUCCAUGUAUAGCAGAAAGAGAUUUACGACGAUUUGCCAAUUUGCGAUCAACUUCAUCUGAACUUGGGUUGAACCUUCCUUUACAUGAGAUCCCUGUGAAAUGUCCUGUGUCAGAAAUCAUUAAGUGUCGAAAAGUGCAAGGGAGAGAGUGCUUUGAGGUUUCUUGGAAAGACAUGGAUGGACUCGAGACAUCAAUAGUACCUGCAGAUCUUAUACAAAGUGCAUGUCCCGAGAAGAUUUUGGAAUUUGAGGAGAAAAAAUUGCUGCGGAAGAAACAAAACGUUCAAAAAAGAAGACCUAAGAAAAAGGAAACUGUGCCUUCUCUGGCCGAGCUUGAUCUAAAACUGCAGGGCAUGUUGUUAGAUGAUAAUUUGGAGGACAAUACCGACAAUACCGAUCACGAUGCCACUGAUUCUAUCGAGAGGAUAUUAGAAGAAACAACUUCUUUGGUUGAUGCUGUUCUAAACACAGAAAAAUCGACGCUGUCACAUGACGAUUACGAUGACAUAGAAAACAUUGGAUGGACUCAGAAUAUCAGCAAUAUAUCAAGCAUGACAAGCAAUGAUUCUAUCGGGAGGAUAUUAGAAGAAACAACUUCUAUGGUUGAUGCCGUUCUAAACACGGAAAAAUCGAUCCUGUCACACGAUGACAAUGACGUAGAAAACAUUGGAUGGACUCAAAAUAUCAGCAACAUAUCAAGCAUGAAAAGCAAUGAGUCUGUUUCUAGUACAGACAAAAGUGUGGUCAUAGAUCUUUUGAGCCCUUCUCCAUUUAAGCCAUCAAAUACUUCAAAAUUUCAUCCAUCAAGUGACCAAAAUAUUGAAGUGAUUAAUUUGAGUGAUUCAGAAAAUGAGGUGUCACCUGAACACAAGCAGAAAGCUAAAGAGUUGAGAUUGUUUUUAGCAAGUAUUAGAAAUGAAAUCCAUUGAGCUAAAGUGCUUGGAUGUGUAAUAUAGUGUGUACUAAAAAAUAACAUUUCUUAAUGAGAAAAAAAAUUAAGAAAUAUUGC